Messenger RNA from Protopterus annectens (West African lungfish), 1230 nucleotides. RefSeq names its product clarin-1-like. The coding region runs from base 485 to 1186 and encodes 233 amino acids. Gene Ontology annotation, biological process: sensory perception of sound; equilibrioception. Lineage: Eukaryota; Metazoa; Chordata; Ceratodontiformes; Protopteridae. The transcript is spliced from 3 exons. The record is from RefSeq and is a predicted model, not a curated record.
ACAAACGUAAGUUACAGCUGCUGAGGUAUGGCAUAUCCAUUAGCAAUGCAUGCUAGUUUGCUUAGCUCCCUGCCUUGCCAUCUGGGCAGAACAAGUAAGGUUAAAGCAUCAAAGGGUUCUUAUCAGAUUACAUAGAUGUUCCCAGUGUAAUCUUAAACCGUUGUUACCAAGUGACAAAGGAAGGAGAGUGAAUUAAGAACAAAGAUUGACAGGAGGGUUACCUUUCUUCUUUAUUUUUAAAUAACGGAUGGACACUAUUUUUGAAGAGACAUGCAAGUUAUGAAAUGGGACUUUUCACUUCUCUUAGCCUUUUAGCUGGAUUCCAUAUAAAUGCUUCCCACGGAACUGGUGUUGAUACGGGGACAGUGAAAGUAAAGCGAAACGGGUAAAAAGAAAAUAAUCUAAGUUUCAGCUGGUUUUGUAACAGCUCCCAUGCUUCAUUUCAUUACUUCAUGGUGUACAUAGUCUGAAGCCUUUCUUUCAGAUGCCAGACCAACAGAAAAAGAUAGUUUUCUGCACCGCUGGUAUUCUGAGUUUUGCUUCUGCCCUCACUAUUGCUGCAGCCAUAGGUACCCAGCUAUGGAUCAAAGGAACUGUUCUCUGUAAAACAGGAGCACAACUUGUUAAUGCUACAGGGCAGGAGCUGGAGAAGUUUUUAGGAGAAAUUCAUUAUGGACUGUUUCGUGGACAGAAAUUAAGGCAGUGUGGAUUGGGAGGAAGGACAAUUACAUUUUCAUUUUUUCCAGAUCUUUUGACUGUUGUCCCUGCAAGUAUCCACGUGUGCGUCAUAAUUUUCUCAGCUGCACUCAUUAUCAUUUCCCUGGUGGAGACAGGAUUUUUCAUGUAUAAUGCAUUUGGAAAGCCAUUUGAAACUCUGCACGGACCAAUUGGACUCUACUUGUGGAAUUUUAUUUCAUGUUGCAGCGGUUUUCUUAUCAUGAUACUAUUUUUGUCCGAAGUGAAGCUGCACCGUCUUUCUGAGAAAAUAGCAAACUACAAGGAAGGAAACUUCAUUUUUAAAACUCACAAAGAGCAAUAUGGAACAUCUUUUUGGCUCAUUCUGAUUUGUUUUUUCACUCACUUUCUGAACAUUCUUUUGAUACGACUAGCUGGAAUUAAAUUUCCAUUUCACAGUUCAAAGGAAACAGAUAAUGGCACUUCUGCAGCAGCAGAUCUUAUGUAUUGAAAUAUUUUACAAUAAAGGCCCUUCACACAUAUUUCUUUUUUAAA